AUUAUCGAUACAUAUUUGUGAUACUUCCUGUGCAAUGAAAGUAUUGGAUAUAUCUAAUUACAAUUGUAUUUUGUGUCUGUAUAUAUCUAAAAGUAUAUGCAAAGCAUAAUAAAGGCAUUUUGCUUGUAUAGUGAUCAAUAAAGCAAAGUUUGGUGAGAAAAGAGAGCAAAACCGGGACAAUAUAAGCAGGAAAGAUUGUUAAGAAUCGUCGAAGACAAAAGUAUGUCUGGAUACCAUGCUAAGUUGGACGACAAAAGAUUUACUAACUGGAUAAAGACAUGUAUUGCCAUCGAUAUAUUUAGAGCAUAUGUAGAGACUUUUGUUUACAAGGAAAUAGAAAAGUUUCAUUCAAGUAUCCUUGAAACAAUAGCAAAUGAAAAUAAAACGAAAAGUAAUAUUUAUUGCUCCGAAUGCAGAACUGCCAAUGUAUUGGAUUGCAAAACGAAUAACUUUUGCACCUUUAAGCAUGGGAAAUGUAGUAACCACUUUCCACCAGAACAUACAUCUCGUUCUUGCCCGAAAAACAUCUGUAACCGUAUCAAAUAUUUUAUUCUAAAAUGUCACGAUUUUAAUAGUCCUACAUGGCAAAACACCAGUGCAGAGAAAUGGUGUUAUAGUGCAUGGGAGUUAGCAAAGUGUUAUAUGCCUAAAGGUGGGUAUUUUGAAAAACAAAGUCCCGCCGAAACCGAUUUAAAUGGAAUCAUAAGCGUUAUGUUGAACAACUCUAAUAUUUCAGGGACUAUCGACAAAUCAAAUUGCGAAGAGAUACGUGGAUAUUGUAACUCACUUCGGCAUACAUCAAAUUUUUAUGUGGUUGACCAAAAGUUAGCUAUGUUCCUCGACAUGCUCGUUUCGUUUUUGGAAAAUUCACCAGCAUUUCACAACGACAAGAAAGCUAAAGAAGCUAUCAAAGAAAUCAAGGAGGUUAGAGCAGAGGAGUUUAAAAUAACUGUUCCUGAUGUCACACGAGUGAUACAAAAAUCAAUCCAAGAAGAACGGAUCCAGUGUUCUAAAGAUAUAGCUAAAGAAUCAAAAGAUUACAUAGAGGAAUUGCAGAAACUAAGAAGUGAGAUUGAAACCAUUGCAACUAAAAGUAUCAACGAAAUCAUUUCUGAAAAACACAAAGCCAUCGAAAAGAUAACAAGUACAGCAUCUUUACAAGUAUCAGCUGGAAAAGACGAAAUUGUAAAAGCUACAAAAGAUGCACGUACUGAGAUAGAAUCUUUUGUGAAAGGAACUAAUACACAACUAAGAGAACGGCUUAGAAAAGACCUUCUUGAUUGGAACAAAUCUAAACAUAACGAAAUCCCAAUCACUCCGUUAUUCGACGAUACCGAAGUGCCAAUCACAGACUUUUAUGUCCGUCCGCAACUAGUUUCUGUUGAAAGACAAAGUUACGGAUCGGUUUGGAAAAGAAAUGAGAAUACCCACCAAUUCAUUACGCGACGUUUUUUAUAAACACGAAAUAAGACAUAAUGAAAUUUAUCUUACAUCAGAUGCAGGAUUUGGAAAAUCUUCUUUAAGCAAAUAUUUAGUAAUGGCAUGGUGGUACGCUUUGACACCAGAUUCUGACCCGUCGAGUCAGUAUUUUUCCGAAGAAGAUAAGAAGGUUAUGGAAGUGUUUGACUAUGCAUUUCUGAUCAACCUGCGUGAACUAGCUUAUGAAUGUGAUGUUGACAAAAUAAUA
This is a messenger RNA of Ruditapes philippinarum (Manila clam), 1687 nucleotides long. RefSeq lists its product as uncharacterized. Bases 223 to 1458 code for a protein of 411 amino acids. The transcript is spliced from 5 exons. The record is from RefSeq and is a predicted model, not a curated record. NCBI's taxonomy places the organism in Eukaryota, Metazoa, Mollusca, Bivalvia, Venerida, Veneridae.